UUACAUCUAAGAAACUUUUCCCAUUUUCUUAAAAUCCCUCUUUUCAAUCCCCAAUUCCUCAUAAGUCAUAAACCGAUUUUCUGCAGAAUUCCACCACAAAAGAAAUCAAUGAAAGCUUCAAGAUUUUAUAAAAGGAGAAGAUUCUUUCUACUCUCCGUUCUGUUUAUCUUGUUCUUAUGUGUUUUAGCUUCCAUUAACGAAGUUCGAUUUGAAAACUUAUUAAGGUUUGGUAGAUUAUGUUCUCUUUCUUCGAUUCUUUCUAACAACCUUUCUCAGUUGUAUACUUCUUCGAUACAAGAUUCGAAUUCUUCCUCGGAUGAGGUUAGAAUACUCAUCGGUAUCCUAACCCUCCCUGAUCAGUACCCGCGCCGCCAUUUCCUUCGCAUGAUAUAUGGCACGCAGUCUCUGGUUGGAGCAAAAGUUGACGUUAAGUUUGUGUUCUGCAACCUAACGAAGGAAGAUCAGAAGGUAUUGGUGGCGCUUGAGAUAAUGCGGUUUGAUGACAUCAUUAUCCUCAACUGCACGGAGAACAUGAACAAGGGCAAGACGUAUGCAUACUUUUCGAGCUUACCGGAGCUGUUCAAUUCGACGGCCGAUGACCGGCCUUAUCCACCGUACCAUUAUGUCAUGAAAUCAGAUGAUGAUACAUAUAUCCGGUUGGGAAGCUUGGUGGACUCAUUGAGGCCAUUGCCUAGGGAAGACUUGUACUAUGGCUACGUUAUCCCGUGCGAGAGCAUGGACCCUUUCGUCCGGUACAUGUCUGGCAUGGGAUAUCUGGUUUCUUGGGAUAUUACCGAGUGGAUCAGAGAGUCUGAUAUUCCGAAAAAGCACAUGGAAGGACCGGAGGAUAUGGUGUUCGGAAAUUGGCUCAAGGAAGGCAGCCGCGGAAAGAAUAGGUACAAUGCCAAGUGGUCUAUGUACAAUUAUCCUGACCCGCCGACAAAGUGCACACAUGAGCUGUGGCCAAAUACGGUGGCUGUGCACCUGUUGAAGAAUCAGGAUAACUGGGUUCGGACCUUGAAGUAUUUCAAUGUCACUGAUAAUUUGAAAUCAUCAAAGUUAUACCACAUUCCUUAGGUCAUGAUUAAAUAAUCUUUACGCAC
Rubroshorea leprosula is the source of this 1103-nucleotide messenger RNA. The record is from the annotation of a GenBank genome assembly. Lineage: Eukaryota; Viridiplantae; Streptophyta; Magnoliopsida; Malvales; Dipterocarpaceae.